Messenger RNA from Oncorhynchus tshawytscha (Chinook salmon), 1363 nucleotides. Its product is annotated as CDGSH iron-sulfur domain-containing protein 2A. NCBI's taxonomy places the organism in Eukaryota, Metazoa, Chordata, Actinopteri, Salmoniformes, Salmonidae. The transcript has 3 exons. Gene Ontology annotation, molecular function: 2 iron, 2 sulfur cluster binding. Gene Ontology annotation, cellular component: intracellular membrane-bounded organelle; mitochondrial outer membrane. The record is from RefSeq and is a predicted model, not a curated record. Gene Ontology annotation, biological process: regulation of autophagy; autophagy of mitochondrion. Bases 162 to 569 code for a protein of 135 amino acids.
CUAUUCACCAACACAUCUACGCGUCUUCUCUAUUUAUUUCUAUUGCACGGACAAUUUUUACGCACCGGUCAAGACUUGAGCUUCUAAGAUAGCGUAAUGACGCAAACGGACCUCAGGAAAUAUCCAGCUCAAACUAAAACCUGCCUAUAGUUUCAUUCAAGAUGGUUUUAGAAACGAUUUCAAGGAUCAUAAAAAUCCAGCUUCCAGCCUACCUCAAGAAGCUCCCCCUUCCCGAAACGAUUGGAGGAUUUGCGAGGUUAACAGUCUCUGACUGGCUCCGGUUGCUGCCUCUCCUGGGAAUCUUGGCCCUGCUGGGCUACCUCACCAUCAGGCCCUUCCUGCCCAAGAAGAAGAAGCAGAAGGACAGCCUGAUCAACCUGAAGAUCCAGAAGGAGAACCCCAAAGUGGUCAACGAGAUCGAUAUUGAGGACUUGAAGAGAACAAACGUCUGCUACUGCCGCUGUUGGCGCUCCAAAACGUUUCCUGUUUGUGACAAAUCACACAUAAAGCACAACGAGUUGACUGGAGACAACGUGGGGCCUCUCAUACUCAAGAAGAAGAUAUUAUAAUCCAUCUUUAACACUGUAAUGGAGUCGUCGUCUUUAUUCCCUUCUGUCUUUAGUUACUUUAAACAUCUGUCUUUUUUUGUCUGUAUUUUAGGGCAUGGCCUUUUGCACUCUGCCAAUUUGUCUUUUUUUUUGGUUAAAAAAAUGAUGUGGCGCAUACUUUGCUUUUGGUAAUGAUAUGCUGGAGAAAUGUUGGUGACGCCUUAACUCCUCAAAGAUUUUUACCAUCAACACUUUUGUGAAUCCUAUUUAUUUGAACUUGGCAAUAACUGAGAAGGUUUGAAAGGUUUUAUGUUAUCACCACUCCCUCUUAUUGUCUCCUGACAAGUUUUUGUACAGUGGCCAUUUUCCAGUCCGGCUAUCUCUCACUCUCUCGUUAGAAACAACAGUUUACCUUGGUCUCCUUGGUAGCGCCGCUCGGUUCCAAACUAUUGGGACCACAUUGAGGGGAAUUUAAGACAUUUCAGAACAUCUUAAUUUCACUAAACUCCUCCCCUCAAGAAACAAUGAACCCUUGUUUUUCUACACCAAAAUAUUUAAGUAACUCAUUUUUUUGCCUUUACAGUAUCAAACAUGUCAGUUGUCCAAUUUCCUUUGCAUUCAGACAAUGUCAUGCAAAUAUUUCCUAAUUCAUUCAACAACAUAAGAUUUGAAGAAGGGAUCUGCUCCUUUGGUUACUGAUCCUUACGUUAAUGACCAAUUACAGUACAUAGAUCUGUAUUUUUCAUGUUUUACUGGAAUUUAGGCAAACUGUGCCCGCCUGCAUACUUUUGUAAAAUAAAAGAAAAUUGACCUGA